Molecule: messenger RNA, 681 nt
Organism: Zymoseptoria tritici IPO323
Lineage: Eukaryota; Fungi; Ascomycota; Dothideomycetes; Mycosphaerellales; Mycosphaerellaceae
Exons: 1
Coding region: 1-681 (226 amino acids)
Biological process (GO): L-histidine biosynthetic process
Molecular function (GO): imidazoleglycerol-phosphate dehydratase activity
Source: RefSeq, a predicted model, not a curated record
AUGUCUUCCCAACCUCGAGUCCGAAGCGCCGCGCUAGCCCGUGACACCAACGAAACCAAGAUCCAAAUGGCGAUCAACCUCGACGGCGGCGAGCUGCCCUCGACCACCGACUCCUCCAACACCAACGGCAGCGAAGGCCACGCCACACAGUCCUCCAAAUCGCAGCAAAUCAGCGUCAACACCGGCAUCGGCUUCCUAGACCACAUGCUGCACGCUCUAGCGAAACACUCCGGCUGGUCACUUUCGAUCCUGACAAAAGGCGACCUGCACAUCGACGACCACCACACUGCGGAGGAUACAUGUAUUGCGUUGGGACAAGCGUUCAAAUCUGCACUGCAAACUACGACAGGCUUGGCGAGAUUCGGUUCGGCGUAUGCGCCGCUGGACGAGGCAUUGAGCAGAGCAGUGGUGGACUUGAGCAAUCGGCCGUACAGCGUGAUCGAGUUGGGAUUGAAGAGGGAGAAGAUUGGCGACUUGUCGUGCGAGAUGAUACCCCAUUGCAUGGAGAGCUUUGCGCUACACGCCGGGAUUACAAUGCAUGUGGACUGUCUAAGGGGAUUCAACGAUCAUCACCGGGCGGAGAGUGCGUUCAAGGCACUGGCUGUGGCAUUGCGAAUGGCGACAAGUCCAGUCGCGGGCAAGGAAGGAGAAGUGCCGAGUACGAAAGGAGUCUUGUUCUGA